This is a messenger RNA of Pimephales promelas (fathead minnow), 1982 nucleotides long. RefSeq names its product syntrophin, alpha 1 (gene snta1). Lineage: Eukaryota; Metazoa; Chordata; Actinopteri; Cypriniformes; Leuciscidae. The record is from RefSeq and is a predicted model, not a curated record. Gene Ontology annotation, cellular component: dystrophin-associated glycoprotein complex; neuromuscular junction; intracellular anatomical structure. Gene Ontology annotation, molecular function: protein binding; structural molecule activity.
UUGAGUUCGGGACUGCAGCGCCCGUCGCUCCGCUGGUAUUCCAGGAAUGUGUUGAUCAUGGCGGCCGCAGUGAAGCCCGUGAGGAGCGGAUUGCUGGAGCUCCGCGUUACCGUUCACCACUGGAUCCGCGUGCUUGCCACUCUCAGCGAGGACUCGUUCACCGUGAGUCCCGGAGAAACCGGCGAUGAGACCGGGAACAGCUGCUCGCCCGCGCCCGGAGCUGUUAACGGGGAUCCGGCGAACCUCAGCGCCUCCCCGGUACCGGACACCAUCACCAACGUCAAGCGAACCGUCAGAGUCACCAAACAAGAGGUCGGAGGACUCGGAAUAAGUAUUAAGGGGGGUAAAGAGAAUAAGAUGCCCAUCCUGAUCUCAAAGAUCUUCAAAGGGCUGGCAGCGGACCAGACGGAGGCUCUUUACGUGGGCGAUGCGAUUUUGUCCGUGAACGGGAACGACCUCAGAGAAGCCACUCACGAUGAGGCUGUACAGGCCCUGAAGAAAACAGGCAAAGAAGUCAUUCUGGAAGUGAAGUACAUUAAGGAGAUGUCAGCGUUUUUUAAGGGUGGCUCGACGUCGGGACCCCCAGUGCUGGAUUCUCCUCCGUCCACCCCACAGAAGCAGUCGGACCCCGCGCUGAAAGAGACCCGGAGCCUCCCUCUCCGAAUGUGCCAUGUGACCCGCAAACAGUGUCCGCCUGACACAGAGGACCGGUACUUCGAGGUGGUGUCGUCCGACAGAAAGCAGUCCGUGUUCCUGCGGGCGAAGGAUCAGGCGAUGGCUCAGGCCUGGUAUAACGCCAUCCAGACCGGCAGUGCAGCUUUACUGAGCAGAGCCAAAGAGGAGCUGAGAACCCUGCAGCCCAGCCUCGACGUCAGGCACAUCGGCUGGAUCAUUGAGCAGGGUUCAGAGAGGCCGAUACUGGCGCUGUUGACGGACAGAGAUCUACUGCUGUACACAUCUCUACCUGACAGCAAAGAGACUCUCAGCAGCCCAGACAAGAGCUAUCCGUUAAUUACCACCAGGCUGGUUCACUCUGGCCCGGGGAAGAGCUCGUCAGUGCACGACUCUGAGCUGACGUUCGGUCUGCGUUUGGGCACGAAGCAGGGGGUGGAGACGCACCUGUUCCGAGUGGACACUGCCAAAGACCUGUCCACCUGGACACACCUGCUGGUGGAGGGCUCCCACGGGGCCGCCGAGCUCGUGCAGGAGGUCACCACAGCGUGCAGCUGGAACGGGAAGCCGUGUUUGCUGAGCGUUCACAUAGACAAAGGCUUCUCGCUGUUCACGGAGGAGGCCGGCGUCAGGAAGAACGUUCUCCUCCAGCAGCCGUUCGAGCGUCUGCGCAUGUCCUCGGACGACGGCGUACGCAUGAUGUUCCUCGACUUCGGAGGCCCAGAAGCCGAGAUCCAACUGGACCUUCACUCCUGCCCUAAAACCAUCGUCUUCAUCAUUCACUCUUUCCUGUCAGCCAAGGUCAAGCGACUAGGGCUGUUGGCGUAGCGGUGGACCACUGGACAUCACACCAAAACUUCCAUCACAGACUGUCACAGACGGCCCAAACCGAAAGCCAUUCAGUGAUGACUUCUUCCCAGCUCUGUCCUUCAUAUUCUUUCUCAUUCUAUUGGUUUGUAUCUCGGCUAGACUUUAUGGAUGUUUAAAAACAUAAUCGCAUUAAUCGUAUGUUUUAAGAGCGGCGACAGAAACAAGACGAGAUAUUAAACUCUGUUCUGGAACCCAGUGAGUCCACAUAGGAACUGAUAUGAGAGUGUUCUUCAUGUGAACAUUGUGUUUUGACAUUGACAUGUUGCUAACAUAAAGCAAUAGCAAUAAGCAUACAUAUAAAUAUAAAACAGUCCAUUGUAAAUCAAAUAAAUAAUUUGAAUGAUUAUAAUUACAGGUGAGAAAAUUUGAAUAUGGUGCAAAAGUUCAUUUAUUUCAAUAAUUCAACUUAAAAGGUAAAACUAAAGGAGUAGUUCACUUAA